Exophiala oligosperma is the source of this 984-nucleotide messenger RNA. RefSeq lists its product as uncharacterized. Gene Ontology annotation, biological process: ubiquitin-dependent protein catabolic process. The record is from RefSeq and is a predicted model, not a curated record. The coding region runs from base 151 to 942 and encodes 263 amino acids. Gene Ontology annotation, cellular component: proteasome core complex, alpha-subunit complex; proteasome core complex; nucleus. The transcript has 3 exons. Lineage: Eukaryota; Fungi; Ascomycota; Eurotiomycetes; Chaetothyriales; Herpotrichiellaceae.
CAAUUGCCUAGUUGUUCUGUACUUCAACUCACGUACUGCAAGUUAUUUCCUCUACAAGCCCACGGUUAGAAUUCCUUUUCUCAGUACCGCAAGUCAGCCCUUUUCACUUCCUCAAUCUUUAGGGGAAAAACCCUCAAGUUCAAAACCAAGAUGUUCAGAAACAAUUACGACAACGACUCUGUCACAUUUUCACCUCAAGGUCGAAUAUUCCAGGUCGAAUAUGCUCAAGAGGCAGUCAAGCAAGGUUCGGUGGUUGUGGGAAUCACCAGCAAGAAACAUGUCGUCCUGACGGCGCUGAAGAGAAACGCAGAAGAACUCUCAUCAUAUCAGAAAAAGAUUGUGGGUGUGGAUGAUCACUUGGGAGUCGCCCUCGCAGGUCUCGCCUCCGACGCCCGUGUCCUCUCGAAUUUCAUGAAGCAACAGUCCUUAUCGUCCAAGAUGACCUACGGCCGCCCCAUCCCCGUCGAGCGCAUCGUCAACAUGAUCGGCGACCGGGCCCAGACCAACACGCAACACUACGGCAAGAGACCCUACGGCGUCGGACUGCUGGUGGCGGGCGUCGACGAGCUGGGACCUCACCUGUUCGAAUUCUCCCCCUCGGGAUUGACGCAAGAGAUGUUGGCCUGCGCCAUCGGAGCUCGGAGUCAAAUGGCGCGGACGUACCUCGAGAGACACCUGGACGAGUUUGCGGACUGCAGCAGGGACGAGCUGAUCAAGCACGCCUUGCUGGCCCUGAAGGAGAGUCUCGCCCAGGACAAAGAGCUGACGGUCGACAAUACGAGUUUGGCCGUGAUGGGCGUCGGGGAGAAGGACGGCGGUGGUGGCGGCCGCAAGAAGCUGGAGAAACUCAAACUUUACGACGGACAAGAGAUCGGCCCCCUGUUGGAAGCGAAUGUCGAAUCGACGGGCGCAGAGGGAGACGCCAUGGAGACCGACUCGUAGUCGCAAACAGGAAGAAUGGUGCAAAAUGCAUUCCAGGGGGGG